AUGGCAAUGGCACCAACUAUUCCAACUGAGCAAUGGGCCCAAGUGGUCGAGGCCACUGGAAAGCCCGUCGUCUACAAGCGGAUCCCCGUUCAGAAGCCAGGUCCAGAUGAGGUUCUCAUCAACAUCAAGUACUCGGGUGUAUGCCACACUGACCUUCACGCCGUGAACGGUGACUGGCCUCUCGCGGUCAAGCUUCCGCUGGUCGGCGGUCACGAAGGUGCUGGCAUCGUCGUUGCCCUGGGAAGCCAGGUCCACGAUGUCAAGAUCGGUGACUACGCUGGUGUGAAGUGGGUCAACGGAUCUUGCCUCGCGUGUGACUUCUGCCAAAGAUCCGAUGAGCCGCUCUGCGCAGAAGUUCUCCUCUCCGGCUACACAGUCGACGGCACCUUCCAGGAGUACUGCAUCGCCAAGGCUGCUCACAUUGCCCGCAUCCCCAAGGAGUGUGACCUCGAGGCCAUCGCCCCCGUUCUCUGUGCCGGCAUCACCGUCUACAAGGGACUGAAGGAGUCCCAAGCCCGACCCGGACAGACCGUAGCCAUCGUCGGCGCUGGUGGUGGCCUGGGAUCGCUGGCCUGCCAGUAUGCCAAAGCCAUGGGUCUCCGCAUCAUUGCCAUCGACGGCGGUAAGGAGAAGAAAGAGAUGACCGCCAGCCUGGGUGCCGACGCCUUCGUCGACUUCCAGACCAGCAAGGACUUGGUGGCCGACGUCAAGGCUGCCACUGCCGAUGGCCUUGGACCCCACGCCGUCAUCUUGGUCGCCGUCAGCGAAAAGCCCUUCCAACAAGCUGCCGAGUACGUCCGCCCACGUGGUACUGUUGUGGCCAUCGGCCUCCCCGCCGGCGCUUACCUCCGAGCACCCGUAUUCGAGUCCGUGGUCAAGAUGAUCACCAUCAAGGGCUCGUACGUGGGAAACAGAGCCGACUCCGCCGAGGCCAUUGAGUUCUUCAGACGUGGCUUGAUCAAGGCGCCCUACAAUUCUAUCGGCAUGAGCCAGCUCCAGAAGGUUUACGACAUGAUGCGCGAAGGCAAGAUCGCCGGACGAUACGUCGUCGACACCUCCAAGUAA
Messenger RNA from Drepanopeziza brunnea f. sp. 'multigermtubi' MB_m1, 1065 nucleotides. RefSeq lists its product as uncharacterized. Gene Ontology annotation, molecular function: zinc ion binding; alcohol dehydrogenase (NAD+) activity. Gene Ontology annotation, cellular component: cytoplasm. The record is from RefSeq and is a predicted model, not a curated record. NCBI's taxonomy places the organism in Eukaryota, Fungi, Ascomycota, Leotiomycetes, Helotiales, Drepanopezizaceae.